AUGUACUUAAUCUUCCUCUCCCUGUUUCGUUUCCCCCGUCUAUAUUGGGAUUUCUGUCUUCCUUUUUUCUUUCUGCUUUAUUUCUUUCUUUUUUUCUUUCUUUCUUUCCUUAGCUUUUUACUUUUUAAGCAUUUAUCGUUUCUUUCUUUUUUUUUUUUUCAUUUUUCGCUUGUUUACUUCAUUUUAUAUUUCUCCUCCCCUUGUUCUUUCUCUUUUUCUGUUUUCUCUGAAUUUCUUUCUUUCUUUCUUUCUUUCUUUCUUUCUUUCUUUCUUUCUUUCUUUCUUCAAUCAGUAUUGCUUUCUUUUUCUUCUAUUACUUCUUUCUCUCCAUGCAUGCAUUGUUUGUUUUUCACUUACUUUCGCUCGUUUUUUCGGCAUUAUAAUCUUCACUUUAUAUUAUUUCUCUCUUUUUUCUUUCUCUCUACUUCUUUUCUUUCUUUUCUCUUUCUUUAUUUUGCUUCCUUCUUUCUUUCUUUGUCUCCUUUCUUUUUAAGCAUUAUCCUUCCUUUCUUCCGUUUUUGCUCUUUUCUUCAUUCUAUUAGAUAUUCUUCCUCUUCUUGUUCUUUCUCUCUUCCUUUCUAUCCACUCCUAUUCAUUCUCUCUUCCUUACUUUCUUUCUUUCUUUCUUUCUUUCUUUCUUUCUUUCUUUCUUUCUUUCUUAUUUGCUUUCGUCAAUUUCCUUCAAUUUUCGCCCCCUUCAGAAUCUGCUGA
This is a messenger RNA of Acanthosepion pharaonis, 711 nucleotides long. The record is from the annotation of a GenBank genome assembly. Lineage: Eukaryota; Metazoa; Mollusca; Cephalopoda; Sepiida; Sepiidae.